AUGAAUCCAUUUAAGAGAUACGGGACUGUUCAGAUACUCUGUUUCUUCUUAUGUAAGCUCUGUUUGGAAAGUCCACAGCCAGAGCAGAGGAUCAGUCAACUCCCGCCGCCCGCUAGAUGGCGCAGGCGGAAGCCAAACGCCCAGGCAUCCGCACCCCCAACGCCACGCCUCCGUUUCCUAGGUGACUUGCUGAGCGCUCCCUUGGAUAUCCGGUUCCGAGUUGCGCAGCGCGCACGCUCUGCGUGUGACGCAGCACGUUCCUAUAUAAAAGCGUGCGUACAGCGGAGGCCCGUCCUCUUCCCACGGCUGCUGCUCAACAUGGCGCCGCAGAAAGACAAGAAGCCUAAAAAGUCAACCUGGAGGUUUCAUUUGGACCUUACUCAUCCAGUAGAAGAUGGGAUUUUUGAUUCUGGAAAUUUUGAACAGUUUCUACGGGAGAAGGUUAAAGUCAAUGGAAAAACUGGAAAUCUUGGAAAUGUUGUUCACAUUGAACGCCUGAAGAAUAAAAUCACAGUUGUUUCUGAGAAACAGUUCUCAAAAAGGUAUUUGAAAUAUCUUACCAAGAAAUACCUUAAGAAGAAUAAUCUCCGUGAUUGGCUUCGUGUGGUCGCAUCUGACAAGGAGACUUACGAACUUCGUUACUUCCAAAUUAGUCAAGAUGAAGAUGGUUCAGAGUCUGAGGACUAAUUGGCCUUUGCUUUUAAUAAAAUGGAAAUAUGCUAAAGAAACCUAAAAUCAGACUUGUUGAGCAAAUAAAAAUCAUUUUACUCUAUAAAA
Rattus rattus (black rat) is the source of this 777-nucleotide messenger RNA. It is a transcript of the gene Rpl22l1, whose product is annotated as ribosomal protein L22 like 1. Gene Ontology annotation, cellular component: ribosome. Bases 1 to 687 code for a protein of 228 amino acids. The record is from RefSeq and is a predicted model, not a curated record. Gene Ontology annotation, molecular function: structural constituent of ribosome; RNA binding. Gene Ontology annotation, biological process: cytoplasmic translation. NCBI's taxonomy places the organism in Eukaryota, Metazoa, Chordata, Mammalia, Rodentia, Muridae. The transcript is spliced from 5 exons.